UGCAAUGAGUUCGGGAAAAGUUGUGUUAAUUUUGUGUUUCGUCGAGUGAUUGUGAUAGUGGUUUGUGACGCGAUCACAUGCAAAUAUCUCUUGAACAUAAUAUCUGACAAAGUUUCGCUUUAUAUCUUCAACAUGUUUGAACACGGCAGAAUUCUCUCGCCUGUUCAGUUGAAAAGGCUCAGUGAACACAAGUAUUCAUACGAGAGUAAAAGUUUAUUAGAUUCAUUUCUUCAACCUUGGUGGAAUUUUUUAGUCAAUAGAGUUCCUUUAUGGCUAGCACCUAACUUGAUAACUUUAACUGGUUUAAUUAUCAAUAUUUUAACGUCUUUAAUUCUAAUUUGGCACAGCCCCGAUGCCAAAUCAGAUGUACCUAGGUGGGCUUGCUUUGUGUGCGCUCUAGGUCUUUUUAUUUAUCAGAGUCUUGAUGCAAUAGAUGGUAAGCAAGCCCGACGAACAAGCUCAUCCAAUCCACUGGGUGAAUUAUUUGAUCAUGGCUGCGAUUCUAUCUCAACUGUUUUUGUGGCAGUAUCCGCCUGUAUCUCCGUCAAGAUGGGAAAUUCGCCCGGGUGGAUGUUUUUUCAAUGUUUCUGUGCUUGCACCCUAUUUUACUGCGCUCAUUGGCAAACAUACGUAUCAGGUACAAUGAGAUUUGGGCGUGUUGAUGUUACAGAGGCGCAAUUCACCAUAAUUUUAAUUCACUUGAUAUCUACUGUUUUCGGUCCAGAUAUCUGGCUGUCUAAGAUACCAAGUUUGAGUUUAAUCGAUAUCCGAUUUGUGAUAGUUAUAUUUACCGUCUUAGGCUGUUCCCUAGCUUUAUAUACCAUGUUCCAAAUUAUCCUAUCGGGUGGAACAGGAAAAAAUGGCUCAACCGUUGCUCUGCCUUUGAUCGGUGUUGAGCUGAAAUCUGUCCCUGUCGGUGUAUCAUUGAUUGUUUCCGCUUAUCUAGCUCAUGCCAGCUUAACGCUCAUUUUCUCAGGUGGUGUGGGAAAGAAUGGAUCGUCCGUAGCUGGAACAAGUGUGCUGUCACCCAUAAUACCAUACAGCUUCGUCCUCAUCCCAGCUCUUAUAAUUUAUAGAAAGAGUCCAGAACAUGUUUAUGAAACAAAUCCAGUUCUGUACAUUUUGGCAUUUGGUUUAGUGACAGCAAAAGUCACAAAUAGAUUAGUAGUUGCACAUAUGACUAAAAAUGAAUUGGAUUAUGUAGAUUCUUCAAUGUAUGGACCUCUUAUGCUGUUCUUGAAUCAAUAUUUCAAUUGUUUUAUCAGUGAAUACACUGUUUUAUGGUUAUGCCUGAUCUGGGCAACUUUAGAUCUUUUCCUGUACUGUAAACGAAUUUGUAUGGAGAUAUGCGAGCACCUAAGGAUAAGAUUGUUUCGAAUAGAUGAUGUGUCUGCUGCAGGUGACGGUCUUUCGAAGAAUGGAUCAAAUAGCAAUCCCUCUCGAACAACAAAAAGUAAACGACAAGCAGCGCAUCAUUGACCUAAUAAGUGGUGGUGUUGGAUUUAACAUUAGUGGGAGAAUGUAUAAUUUUGGAUUUCGUUUGUAACUAGAACAAAGAAGAAACAAUUCUCCAAAAUGUGAUAUCCUGUAGCAGGACUCGAUUUUCGUAGCAUCUCACAUGUUAAAGAGUGCUGGGAUCUCAGUGCAAAGAAUUUAAAAAUGCAUGAUAAACCUCUGUCCCUUUGUUAUAGUAAUAUUGAAAUUUGUCUCCAUCGAUUUACUGAGAAUUCUCUGUUAUCUCAUGGCAAAGGUGUUGUAGCUUAUGGCAAAGGGAAAGUCUCCCAAUGUGGUUACGUUAUUGAAUUGCAACAUAACAGCUAAGUUCCGGAAAUUGUAAAUGAAAACUUCAUAAUAUGUUUCAUAAACCUAUCCAAUUAACUUUGGGAGAACUUGGGUCUGCUUACUUUGGGUAUGAAUUUAAUAUUAAGUCCUUGAUGUAUGAUUUAUAUCAAUUUAUGAUUGCGUGUAUGUACUUAAUUUUCUCUGGAAGCAAUUUCAGUUCCAUCCAUACAAAUAAGAGUUUUUCCUAAUGCAAUGUUGUUCAACCUGAUGUAAGAGAGAAUUCUUAUCAACUGUAGGAAGCCUCACCUCAGUAAAGCUGUCAAAAUCAAGUGUAAAUUAUGCUCAUUAACAUGAACUCACACGUCUGCUUGUCACAUUCAAAACAGGGAUUUAUCUUGUUAACAAGCCACAAGCCUUUGUGUCAUUAAUGCUGCGUUUUCUCUACACCUCUACAGAAACUUUGGUUUCAGAUCUGGAGCAGUUACAAUACUACCCCAAUAUCCCUAGGAAAGAACUGCGUUAUGAACCCAGUAUGACACUGAAUUAUUCUCUUCAUGUGUUGAUCUAAUGAAAGAUUUUCUAAUGUUUUACUAUAUGGCCACUGAUUGUGAACUGAUUUUUGACUCCUCUGUGAGCACUGAAUAAUUGUCAUUGAAGAAUAUCUUUUUUCUUUUUGCAGUAAUGUUCCCAUCUUGCUGAAGAAUUAGGGAAUACAUGACUGUCUGUAUUUUAGAGUCCUUGUUCAAGGCUGAUAUGGCCAAAGUGCAAAACCACGUAUCUAUAUUGUGGUGUUUCAAAAUUUCUGCUCCUAUUUUAUUUUUUUUGGAAGAGAAACAAGCCAACUUAAUGGCUUGAAAUGUAUACAGAAUAUUCUGCUAAUAGAAAAGAGUUAUCAAUGCAGUUUUCAAGAAAUUAUGGUGACAAGUUUUCCAAAGAAAAAAUGAAAUAUGUCAGGAAGCCUGCAAUGUUGCGAACAGAGGUAUGUAGUUUCGCAUUUUGGCCAUUGGUAUCAGUCCUACUAUUUUUCUAUUCGUUAAAAUUUCUGAUUCUGAUCGCUGAGAAUGAUGAUCUGAUACUUCGAAUUGGAAAGAAAUUUAUGGGCAUCCAGGAAUGUUUUGUAUGAGUGCAUAUUCCUUUUUCUUUGAUGUUUUUCACCAAAACCGUCCCGUUUAUUUCAGUAUGUUAUGGCAUAAAGCUCUACCCUUACUUCCUAUUCAAGACCUUGCUUCCAAAUUUUUUUUUUUUUUUUUUUUUUGGGGGGGGGGAGAAAGAGAGGGAUCAGUUACUAUGAUGAGUUGGGCUAAAGAACUUUGUCCCAGAAUGCUGAGAGAGAAAUGAAACAAAGUAAAUGAAUGAUUAAGACACAAGACACUAACGAGCCCCUGCCUAGUCUGCCAGUUACAGCAUCUAAUUUUUUGAAGUCAGACUCAGUCACUGGUGUAUUUUGAGUAUUAAAACAAAUAAUUGUGCAAAAAUUUACCACAGAAAAAAAAUUUAAAUGAAGCCCUGUCUCCCUCUCUCUGUCCAAUAUUUAUUUAAAUUUUACCAAAGCAAAAAUUAGACAUCACGAGGUAAACGAGAUGUGUCAACCCAAGGCGUUGAAAGAAAACGACUUACAGUGCUUUCAGAAAGAAGCCUUUUUUUCCAAACUCUAUUUGUAGGUAUGUAGAUUCUUUCUGCUCAGUGACAACCUAUCCAAUUUCCAAUUUUUUCUUAAACAAUUUCAAAACUUAUGAAACUAUUUAAAAAAAAACCCUGAUGAAGAAAUUCUAAAUUUUAAGGCUAUUUUGACGCAUGUAUGGACAAUGAGUCGAUCUAUGAUGGAGUUCUUUUGUAUACAGAGAUAUUUCGUGGGAUUGUGUCCCUUUACUUUAACUCUGACGGAAAUUUUUUUUUGUAAUCUGUAUGAGCCGCAUUUUGUUGUGAAUCAGCCAGUAAAUUUUAGUUUUCUCAUGCUCUAGAAGUCUCGGUUGAUUUCAAUUUUAUCUCAUUGUAAUUGAUUUCAGCUGUUCCAAACUAAUGUAAGAUUUCCGGUUUUGUUGUAAGCAGCUCAUAAAUUUCAUAAGCAACAAAACAAUCAGACUCGGUAACAGUGUCGAUGACUGCCUGGGUAAGGUCAGUCCAAGUGCUCCAUCAAAUCCUAACAGGUUUUUUUUUUUUUUAAGAGGGAGGAAUGUCGAAGCUCAGACUGUUUCAAUCAUUGUCAGUCAUUAAAUCCUUAAGGAAAAGGAGCCUCCAUCACUGUUUUCAUUAAAAUUCUUGAGGCGUUUUUCUUUCUUUUUUUUUCUUCCCCUACACAAUUAACCAUGACAAGGUGAUACCUUAAGUUAUCAUAUUGUCAGACACUUGGUCGGAGAUAGUUAAUUUUGAAAGCUGAAAGCAAGGUACAAGAACGAAAAGCAUAUUUAAGUCAUGAAUUUUGAGUUUAAAAUUGAAAUUUUGUAGAUUUAAAUCAUAUUUUUUCUUUUGGCACACCUUAGAUGUUGAGAAAAUCUUCUCUCUAUAUUUUUCUGUUCCCACACAUAUUGAUGGUGAAACUGUAGAAACGUGAAUUUUGGUUUGUGGCGUUGCAGUAUUCCUGCCAUACUUUAUUUUCCAAGCAGAAAACUACUCAACGUCAUUUCUUGAAAACUUCUCUAUGUAAAGAAUAUUCUAAAAAAACUUCGAGCCAUUAUGUUGGUUUGGUCUCAUUUUAAAAAAUAAAAUAGGAGAGAUUUUGAAACACCUCAAUCAAGACACACAUUCUUGCAGUUUCAUUGUCGAUGUGUCCUCUCUUUCCAUGCAAAGCUUCAUCUUCAAUGAAGAAAGAUGAUUGAUUCCGAAAAGUGUUUCAUCAUACUUUGUCACCUUUUUUCUCCAAAAAUCAACAAGUCUGAGCUUUAAUUUAUAUUCUAGGGCUUAAGUCAACCAAGAAGUUUGUUUAUUCCAGUAAUUAUCUUGUGUACCUGAAUUCAUGUAUUCUCUCAAAAGUUAACACACGAACUUUUGAAAUGAAAUUGGUUUUGUAGUCCACAUAAGCGAGCCCCCACUGACUCUUUGACAAUAUUUACAGUUCAGGUUGUAGUCUUAAGUUUUUAUGCGGGGUUUGCCAAUUAAAAGUAAAUGUGACAUUGUUCUUUCUGUACCUAUUUCUAUGUUAUAAUUCAAGUACUUUAUGUUAUUUAGAUGAUUUUUCUAUCAUCAUUGUUUUUGGUUGCUGAUCCAACGAUUUGCAACGAUACCUUUACAGACAUGCAGGCUGCAUUUAUGAUCAUGAAUUCACCAGCUUUAAGACCACUAAUCUCAAUCAUAAUAUUUCAAAAUUUCCGCAUUUAUAUUAUUUUUAUUACAAGAAAAUGAAUCAAUACUGAAUUGGACAGCAUGUAAACCAGAAUCAUCCUAAAUGCAUUACAUAUCAUGCGAUUCCUUCUCAUCUUGUCUCACUUCCUCUUCUUCUUCUUAUUCUUCUUCUUUCCUUGUAAUCAGAAAUCUGAGAAACACAGUACUUUGGAUUUUUAAAGGUACAUAUAUUCAUUAUUACCUACUCAAUGAAAAUUUGUAGAAACUCUGAAGAUAUUAUGUUGUUUCAUAUUUCAUGAGGAAAGUGAAACACACGAGAAAAUCAGGCAAUUUGACAUGCAGUUUGGCUAAUUUUUGUUCAUACCGCUAAUUUUGAAACUUUACUUUUUUUAUUUUUUUAUUAAUGAAAAAACAUUUUUCUCUGAGCCCAAAUACAAGAAAAUACGAUAAUGCUGAUCAAAAAACAAGAAGAGCAGAAGCAAAUUCUUUAUAACCACAGAAAGUAGACUAAAAAUGAACGAUUGACAAGAAUGUAUCAGUUAAGAAAUUUAAAAAUGUCAAAUUAUGUCAUCCUUAAUUUUUGUAAUGGCAUAUGGCGUAAAACUACGAGCUGCGAAAUGUAAAGUCAUAGAAUGACCCUUUUGCUUUCAAAAAUUUUGCAGAAUUUCUGUCAUUAUAAAGUAUGGGUUUAUGGAAUCAUCGAUGCUGCGAUAUAUUAAAGCUAUGUCAUUGAAAUAUUCUUCUAGUGGUGAAAAUCCCUACCCUCUUUUGUUUAUUUAGUUGAAUAUUACGAAAAAAUGCUUUUUAUUUGCCCUUUUGCAUUAUUUUGAUGCAGAACUACAACAACAUUGGAAGAAUUGUGGCGAUUGACUUGUGCUCGCCUUUUUGUAAAAGGGGACACUUCCCGUGUGUGAGGGGAAUUUUCUGUAAGAUUCCGAACCAAUUUUUAUAUUUUGUAGAUUAUCAAUCCCUUUCUUAAUACUCAGCUCAUCAUCUUGGAUCAAGAGGUCUCAAUGUUUUCAAGGUUUGGUGAAUAGGCACUUAAUGACGAUGUGGUCCAAUGAUUGCCAGUUCAAUCUCACGAACACCUCUGUUUUUUCCUCUCAGUAUCAAGCAGCCCUUAAUGCACAUUGUUGCUCCUUUUUUCAUUUCAGUUUUCAUUUGAAGACUCCUUCUCACAAGUUAUUACCAUGCUCAUGACAUAUUCAUUAACUUUCUAUGGAUCUGAUUAACAAACUAUUUCAACUAAAACUCAGAAAUUGUUUUAAACAAAGCAGUCUAGAACUUAUGAAAACUGCAGUUGAAAAUCAUUGUUCUGGAAUUUUUCCUAGCGUAUCAUAUGCGCAAGUUUUUUCUGUUCCGGAUAAACAUCCAAGUAUGAUUUAUCCACAAGUGCCUUCAGCACGCAGAUUGUUCAAAUUUAGUCUAUCUUUAUUGAACCUCUUUUUUCACUUUCCAGGGAAUAAAUUCUAAACCCAUUCUUCCCAGGGUCCGGUUCUGAUUUCAAUCAAUUCUAUCAUUUUUCUUCUUUUCUUUUUGUUAAUAGACUUUUUUUUAUCCCUAGUCACUCUGACUUGUUUAGAAUACAACAAGAUGGGUUGUGUUGGCACAAAAAAUUGAGUUCUCUCUGCUGUCUCUCUUGAACUGGAAAAUUUACGAUUGUAUGAGAUACAUUCUCCCCUUUUCCCCUCCUAAUACCUUUGUAGUUUCAGUUCAAAGCACUCGUACGUCUAAUUCUUCUUUCGUUGUUCACGUUUUUAACUAUGGAGUUAUGAUUGUUAAUUUAUUUUAUCUUUAUUGUGUUGUUUUUAUCUAUUUGUUAUUUUUUCUCCUUUUUUAUACUCUGUGAUGUAAUCAUCACAUUUGGACUGUAUUCAUCGGAGAGUAACCAAUUGCGUUUGGCUAUUGUAAAUCGCCCUGUAAUGUACUGUACUGUAUUUUUUUUAUCUUUUUAUUUAUUCAUUUUUAGGGAAACAAACAAAAAUUACCGACUCAUACUGGCAAUGAUUUUUUAAGUUUUUCCUUUUUAAAGUAAGCAUGAAAUUAUUAUUGUUACAAAUAAAAAAAAGAAAAUUGUGGUACUAAUCACCCAUGCUUGCAAGCACUCAAUAUUGGAUAAGGGUGGUUCGAGGACAUCAGUUGAUUUUACAAUUUGUAGAUGACGCUGUAUCAACUGAUGGCUACUUGAUAGCAUAUCAUCCCUGAACUGCUGGGAAAACUGAGAAUCUAAUGAAAAAGUUAUUAAUUUUUUUCUCUUAAUUAUUGAUGCAUCUAGCUGCAAUAUAGUUUAUCAACUAUAAAGUAUCAUCUCUUGGUUUUUCCAGUCAAAAUUACGGUAAAAAUUAAUACUCUUCAUUUCUCUCUUAAUGUUUUGUCCAUGUACAUUUCAGUUAGCACUGUGAGAUGGGUUCCUGAUGUAAAAGCAUAAAUACAAGGGAGAUAGUUGACCUCACAAGUUGGUUCUUUUUUAAUGAAUGCAAUCCGUUCUCUCUUGUUUAUCUUCUCUGUCAAGGUGCAGUUGCAUAAAAUUCUAAAAGUUCUGCUUUCACUGAACAGUACCCUAUCUUGGUGAGAAAAUAUCCCCCUUCAAAAACAAUAAGCAAGAUCACUGUAAUCACAAAUUUUAUCAUGCGUGACCAUUCACGGGGAGAAAGAUCUUCAUGCCGAAAAACCUGAAAUGAGAUCGGUUGAAUCAUCGCAUUAGUGAGAUAAAUAUGAUUAUUUUGCUGUCGAAAAAAGUUUCAAAAUACCAAACUAAAUGGGAAUCGUGAUGAUUGAAGGUUUGCAGUCCAUCGCAAGAAGAUUUGAGGAUAAGCUUUUCAAAAUGUGAAGUUAGAAUUGAAAAAAAGCCAGAAGAGUUAGGGAUUAUUGAAAAUUGGAAACAUCGUGAAAUUCCUAUUGUUAUCAAGAAAUUUUUUGAUUCAGAUUCUUAAACUAAAAAUCUCACCAUGUUUUUGUCUCGCUAUGGUUUUUAUAGUUGUGUUUUAGCAGAUGUGGUCCAGAAUUUGGUAGUAGACCAAGGGAAGUUCGAGAAUUUUGGCACAUGUAGUCAAAAGUGUUUAUGGCAAAACAAAGGAAUGUCAGGGAAUUUUUUUAAUUAAAGGACCUAAAUAAAGCACCUUCAUCAUCUAGACAGAGGAGAUAAGGAUGAAAUAACUUUGUAUAUAUUUUAGUAUUAUUUUUUCUUUUCUUCUUUUUUUGUUGUUAUUUUGUCUCUAAUUCAUUAUUUUCAUGAAUCAUAUUGCAAAUAAUUGAGAAGAAGAAAUGUUCAAAUGAGCCAUUGCUUCCCAUCAUGAGAAUUUUCCAACCAAAUUUAACGCAAGAUGGAAGAGUAUACCAUCUCCUGGUCUGAACAGCUUGUGAAUAUAGCCGCCGCUGUAAAGCAGUAUUUUUCAGACUCUGUUAGGGCCAGUUUCUCCAUUUUCUCAUCGUAUCUCGCAGAGUUGGUGAGGAGUACCUUGACUGAUGAAUGCCAAUAAAUCUUAGUACAUAAUACAAUCGCCCGGUAUAAUUUGAACUAAUUGUGUAUCACAUUUUGAUCCAAAGGAAACUAUUUAUUGAGUUUGCAAACUCUUGCUCAAUUUAUUUCUAUCCAUUGCUGACCGUUCCUAAUCAUUUCUCUCCUUAAUUCUAAUCUUCUGAUGGAGAAUUUUCAGUUUUUUUAGUUCUAAUUUAAUAUGUAGUAAGGGAAAGAGUGAUAUUUUAUGGUUUAUCAGGAGAACGAAGAAAGUUCUCUGGCAGUGCUUGAAAAAGGAGUAAGUUUGUUUUUAUCUGUUAAGAAUUCUCAUUAAGUCAGUUAGAACACCUUAAAUACAAUGCAAGAUUUCUUCUUUCAAUUACAUAUAUGUCUUUAAGAGAAACAGAGCUCUUUACCUCAAGUGAUAUAAAGAAUAUUGUAUCUCCUCACUGCAGUGCUGUAGCUGAGAAAGGCUUUUUAAAUCUUUUGAAGUUGCUUGAGGUUUGAUGACAUCCAACUUUUCAGGGCCUUCGCUGAUUUUUACAUUACUUAGUCAAGAACAGCAAUUGGAUGAUGAAACUACGUAACUGCAUUUGCAACUUUGUUUACAACAUCGCAGAUUUCAUUUUACAUUUUUCUCUUUUGAAAGAUGACUGCUCAUUGUUCUUGAAAUCGUAUGUAGUCUUUUUUGUGCCCACUCACAAAUAUUCCUUUAAAAUGUUUUAAAUAAAUUCCUUGUCGCAUCCUAGGAUAAAAAAAAAAAGGGUGCAAAAAUUUGCAAAAUUGUUAAGACUAGGUUCUUGUAGUUUCACUGUCAAAUUAUGUUGUAAUAGGUAUUUCUUUUUUCUCUUUAAUUCUUUUUAAAUGAUAUAAAAUCUCAGAACAGUACUUAUGUACUAUUCUGGACGUUAUUUUCAUAAGAGCAUAAUCGUGCGUUUGCAGUUGCUUUCCGGAGACAUGUUUGAGGAAAAUGCACAUUCUCCACGCCACUGUAAAGUACAGAACUUAUCAUUCUGAACAUGAUUGGGAAAAACUCGAGAGGAGUAAUUCAUCUAAAGUAUCCAAAAUAAGUGUAUAUUCAUAAUGUAAUUAUGUUUUGUGUAGACGUCUAUGUCCUUUCUAUGUCAAUAUUGUCAAUGUUUCUCUGAAAGAGUUAGCUCGAUAAGUGCAUCUAUCUUGCCAGUUAUUUGUUCAUCAUCAUGAAAUCUCCAAGAUGUUUGUUUUAAGUAUUUUUCUUUUUCUGAUGUAAGUAUUAAAGUUUAUUUACAUAGUCA
Bemisia tabaci is the source of this 9792-nucleotide messenger RNA. RefSeq names its product choline/ethanolaminephosphotransferase 1 bbc (gene bbc). Gene Ontology annotation, biological process: phosphatidylethanolamine biosynthetic process. Gene Ontology annotation, molecular function: ethanolaminephosphotransferase activity; diacylglycerol cholinephosphotransferase activity. Gene Ontology annotation, cellular component: endoplasmic reticulum membrane; Golgi apparatus. NCBI's taxonomy places the organism in Eukaryota, Metazoa, Arthropoda, Insecta, Hemiptera, Aleyrodidae. The record is from RefSeq and is a predicted model, not a curated record.